This is a messenger RNA of Amoebophrya sp. A120, 401 nucleotides long. Lineage: Eukaryota; Dinophyceae; Syndiniales; Amoebophryaceae. The record is from the annotation of a GenBank genome assembly.
GGAGAUUUAAGUAUGUACAUGCAGCAGUGUACUGGUGUUACUGUAUUGGGUCAGUCUUUGCUAAAGUCGGAGGUCGAAUCUGCACACGCCGUCGGUGACUGUUAUAGUCCAGUGUAUGGCAUAGUGCCGCCUCUACAGAAUUUGGAUGAUGGGGUCGACCUCGACUGACAAAUUUGAACCACUUGAUUGAUGACGCUUGAAGAAGUUCUAUGUGGUUUCUCGUGGUGGAAGACGAUUUAGGAUGACCAGCAAUUUACCCGAACAAGAAAACACUUGCUGAUGUUGGAUGGACCAAGCAAAGCUCCAGACGCGAGCGAAGCUCCGCCUGCACCGGUGACCGAGGAAACCGUGGCAAGGCUGGAGGCGGCUGCGGAGAGACUACUGCACAUGCCUACUGUAGU